Stomoxys calcitrans (stable fly) is the source of this 1232-nucleotide messenger RNA. RefSeq names its product odorant receptor 49a-like. Gene Ontology annotation, cellular component: plasma membrane. Gene Ontology annotation, molecular function: odorant binding; olfactory receptor activity. The record is from RefSeq and is a predicted model, not a curated record. The transcript is spliced from 4 exons. Lineage: Eukaryota; Metazoa; Arthropoda; Insecta; Diptera; Muscidae. Bases 35 to 1129 code for a protein of 364 amino acids. Gene Ontology annotation, biological process: sensory perception of smell; detection of chemical stimulus involved in sensory perception of smell.
AGUUCAACGCUCGAAGGGGCAUAAAUUGCUAUUGAUGUUAAAUUCAGUGUUUUGUUUACUAAGCCAAUUGUAUUGUCUCACCUUCAUAGCGAAGGAGGUAUUUUUGCUGAUUGCUCUUGGAGUGCCCGAUUUGCCCUUAUUGCUAAGGCUAAUAUCGGGAUUGCAAUAUGCCGUUUUUGCUCUCUCAAAAUUUGUGUGCUUUAAAUGGCGUUUAAAAGAUGCAGCAGACGUAUAUAUGAAACUUAUGGAAAUAUAUCCAAAAACGUCACUUGAACAUCGUUUGUAUCGUGUGAUAGACUUUUUUUGGCCUAAAAAAAUUUUGAUUGUUAUUUAUUUGUAUUUGGGUUCUAUUUUCUUCAUCGGAAUCUCGCCGCUGCUUGAAGGUGUUGUUAUGUAUUUGGUGGAUUGCCUGCGUGUGGGCUUGGGAAACGCUGAAUUUGCUUAUAUCAAAUUGUAUGAUAUUCCAUAUGGUUUUAAUCAUCGACGGCCUUUUUCGUACAUGGUCACCUAUAUGAUGGAGGUAUUUCAUGUGCAGUUUGUCUUAAUCGCAAAUGUAUGCCCCGAUAUUUGGCUAUUGUGUUUUACAAUGCAAUUGUGUAUGCACUUCAACUAUUUGGCUCGCAUUAUGGAAGAAUAUGAACCAGACGAAAGUGCACCGAAGAAAGAUCAACAAUUCAUAGCAGAAUUUGUUAAGAAACAUCAGAUAGUCUUAAACAUUGGUCAAAAUGUGAAAGAUCUUUUCAGUGUUUUAUUGUUAAUUGUGUUUAUGUCCAUUGCUACAACUCUAUGCUGUGCUGGAGUUUACACUUUAACUCAAGGUCUAGGCAGGGAACUUCUGGAAUAUUGCGCCUUUUUGCCAUGUGCCAUUGGGAAUUUUUUCUUGAUUUGUUAUUAUGGACAACAACUGGCCACCUAUAGUGAAAAAGUGGCUGAUGCUGCUUACAAUCAUCCCUGGUACAAUGGUUCGCAAUCGUAUAAAAAGACAAUUCUCAUAAUAAUGAUACGUGCCUCAAGAGCUGUGGAAUUGAAUGCUUAUGGAUUGAAACCCAUUUGUUUGGAUGCCUUUAAAAUGCUAAUGGGCGAAAGUUAUCGUGUUUUUGCUGUACUGAAGCAAACUAUGCUGGAUUGAAAAAAAUCUAUUACAAAAAAAAAUCAACAUAAAAUGAGGACUAAAUCCACUUUAAGGAAACUUUUUACUUAACUUAAUGACAAUAGUUUUCAAUCACAAUUUU